AUGGUCUGUGUUUCCUACCUCCGGGAAUAUUUGGAGAUCUUGUGGCCUAAUUGCUUUAAAAUCUUGUUGCAGGGUAUAUGUCCAGGUAACCGCUUAAGGCUGAUAGCGGGAGUGUUCGAGGAUACGGGACAAAGCAGAGAACCGUCGCCGCAAUUGACCGAAGUCUUUUCUGACCUUAGCACGUUACAGCGACAGGGGAAGAGGAGAAGUUGGCACGUGCAACCUAAUAAAGUUUUAACACCAAAGAAAUACAACGAUGUGUACUUAUACGACAUCCCACCCAGGGCAAUUCCAGUAUCCUACGACGCUCCUCGCAAUUGCUCCAGAUGUUCGCCGGCUCCGUCCUGUGCGUCACCCACAAAUCGAGAUUCGGGCGACAGUUACGACAUACCGAGGCCGAUUUUAAUCCACCCGAGUCUCUUAACACCUUCAAGUUCGGCCAGUUCGCUCACAACUGGAGACUCGCUAAGUUCCUCCAACCGAAGUAGUGUAAUUAACAUCCCCGACUACGACGUGCCCAGAUCCCAUCCGCGCGGAACCCAAUUGGUCCUUCAACCCGCAACUCUGCUGUACGACGUUCCGCCUUCCCACCCUCAAGUGAAAGAAUUACCAUUAGAAUUAAGCUUCGCACUAGAUUCCUUGGAGAAAUUGCAAAACGAAGUUACGGCCGCCAUAUCCAAAUUAUUAGCAUUUGUAAGUCCACAUUGGAGAACGAGGGAGAAAUUGGAAACGAACAUAAUGGACAUAAAAUUAUCCGUUAUGAGACUGAGAACCUCGCUACAGGAUUUGGCGGAGUUCGGAGAGGGCGCUUUGGGUAACGCGACGCGGGCGACCGACAAAAAUUUGGCGAGUAAACUAAUGCCGCUAAUCAUGGCGAUACGAACAUCCGACAGGCUCGUACAGGAAGCCGCCGAUCAGCUGCAGCUACACGACUGGUCGAUCGACAUCCUGUCUCGAACGGAAAACGAAGGCAAAGCGAAACCUGACGCGCUCGAGCAGCUGGUGGCGUGCGCCCGCUCGCUGACCGAAGAUGUCCGGCAAACCUCGUCGUUUAUACAGGGAAAUAGUACUUUACUAUUUAAAAGAGCGACCUCUCCUCAGGGAAGCAACAACAGCAACGAAUGGCUGGAGGACUACGACUACGUUAAUUUAGAAUCCAAAGAGGCCGUAGCACAGAAGCAUGCGGAAAUUCGGGACGCACUUCCGAAAGAGCUAAAGAAAGGUUACGAUAAUUUAAUUAAGAACGCGGAAAGCGCGGCGAUCAUUAGCGACAAGGCGGAUUUGGAUCCGGAAGAUAAGCAAGUCUUAUCGUUUUUUGCCGCUCAAGUGAUUACGCACCACAACCAUCUGACUCAGGCCAUCGACGCGUUUUUGCAAACCGUCGAACACAACCAACCGCCCAAAGUAUUCUUAGCGCACGGGAAGUUCGUCGUUUUAAGUGCCCACAAGUUAGUGCAUAUCGGCGACGCUGUACAUAGAAACGUUUUGCAGACGGACACACGGACUCGCGCACUCAAUUGCGCAAACGCGCUAAGCGAAGCGUUAGCGAUGAGUGUGAGUAAAACUAAGCAGGCAGCUCUCCAGUUUCCGAGUGUAACCGCGGUACAGGCGAUGGUCGAUUCGAUUGUCGACAUUUCGCACUUGGCGAAAGACCUGAAGAUAUGUUUGGUGCAGGCCGCGCAACCUAUGUAGUGAAUUGUUCCUAUAUUUUAUGCCAUAGAACUUCGGUAGUACUUAGCGAUUUUCGCAGUUAACCUUUCACAUAAAUUAGUAAAGGGAAUUAGAUCCGUUAAAGUGAGUUGCUUGUGCGAUUUUAGUGCGCAUUUCACCUAAAGGAGGUCCUCAUUAUUCUAAAAUCAUUUUAAUGUGUCAUAAAUUAUGGUAUAUAAAUCUGAGUAGACGAUUGCGCCUGCGCGGAUUUUCUAG
Molecule: messenger RNA, 1926 nt
Organism: Photinus pyralis (common eastern firefly)
Lineage: Eukaryota; Metazoa; Arthropoda; Insecta; Coleoptera; Lampyridae
Product: breast cancer anti-estrogen resistance protein 1-like
Exons: 3
Coding region: 1-1692 (563 amino acids)
Biological process (GO): cell migration; cell surface receptor protein tyrosine kinase signaling pathway
Cellular component (GO): plasma membrane; cytoplasm
Source: RefSeq, a predicted model, not a curated record